Molecule: messenger RNA, 605 nt
Organism: Erigeron canadensis
Lineage: Eukaryota; Viridiplantae; Streptophyta; Magnoliopsida; Asterales; Asteraceae
Product: U6 snRNA-associated Sm-like protein LSm6
Exons: 3
Coding region: 94-420 (108 amino acids)
Biological process (GO): mRNA splicing, via spliceosome; maturation of SSU-rRNA
Cellular component (GO): U4/U6 x U5 tri-snRNP complex; U6 snRNP; sno(s)RNA-containing ribonucleoprotein complex
Molecular function (GO): RNA binding
Source: RefSeq, a predicted model, not a curated record
GCUAUCUUCCCCCUUUCUGUUGUUAAAAACCUAAACCCUAGAAUUGGAUCUUACUCUUUCACUUGAACAAUAAUCAUAACAAUAAUCGAAGUCAUGAGCGGAACAACAACAACAACGACAACAACAGAUGGAGGAAGUGUAGCGUCAUCAAUAAGAGAGAAAUCGUCAUCAUCAACAAUAAAAACACCAUCGGAUUUCCUCAAAUCAAUCCGCGGCAGACCCGUCGUUGUCAAAUUAAAUUCCGGCGUUGAUUAUCGCGGUAUAUUGGCUUGCUUGGAUGGAUACAUGAACAUAGCAAUGGAGCAGACUGAAGAAUAUGUUAAUGGACAAUUGAAAAACAAAUAUGGUGAUGCUUUUAUUCGAGGAAACAACGUUCUUUACAUCAGUACCUCCAAGAGUACCCUUGCAGAAGGCGCCUAGUUCACAUGCUUACAGCAGACCCAGCACAUCCUGCUUCAUUCCAUAUGUCUGGUGCUUUUCUCUUUUCCAGAUAUUAUGUGCUGCAAUUUUUCUACUUUUAUUAAUGUGAUGAACUCAAGAAGUUAUUAAGUGUGUAAUAUUUAACAGUUUUUUCUUAGGAAAUCUAAAAGCAGGUUUUUCGUCUA